Messenger RNA from Ananas comosus (pineapple), 2796 nucleotides. RefSeq lists its product as uncharacterized. Bases 994 to 2586 code for a protein of 530 amino acids. The record is from RefSeq and is a predicted model, not a curated record. The transcript is spliced from 4 exons. Lineage: Eukaryota; Viridiplantae; Streptophyta; Magnoliopsida; Poales; Bromeliaceae.
AGAGGAAAAUAAAUACUUGUGCUAUAUAUGCUUCAACUUCAACAACACUCUUGAAUCUUGAUCAUCAAAUCAAAUGGACUAAAAAGCCCCCCCUCUAUUGCUCCCUCUCAUUAGUAAGCGUCCAAGGGUAUUUCCGUCAUUUCAAGUCCAGUUCAAAUUCGACCGUUGGCCACCUCCCAACGUUCCAAAUUUCCGAAACUUUUAAACCGUUGGAGUCGCGUGUGCGGUGGAGGAGAGUUUUUAGCGAAAACCCUAAUACGCUCCCUUCGAUCUCCCCUCCUCUCUCUCAAAAAACCCUAAUUUUGAGCCAUAGAGAAGCUCCAUUGAUGCUCCUUGAAGCUUGUUUAGUGAAAUUUUGAGUUGGAUGUUUUUUUUUUAACCUCUAUUGGGUUUGUUGGGUUACGGAUUCGGUGAUUCAGGUACACGAAGAAGAUGAAUUCAUUUCAAAGAUUCAAAAUUUUCCCCCUUUUUUCUGUGAAUUUGAUGUUGCAGCUCGAGUAGUGGGAUUUCUUGGUGGAUUUUUCAUUUGUAAUUGGGAUUUAUUUUAACGGGCGUAAUUAAUUCAUCAAAUUUUCGCGUCCCAUGGGCCAAUUUUGUUUGAUUUAAUUACCUUUUCUUAUAUCUAUUUCAUCAAUUUUGAGGUAGUUUAGUCGAAUUUUGAGCUGGGUUUUUCUCCGUUCGUUGAUUCGAUUGCACAUAAAGAUGAGAUCUUUCCAAAUAUUAGUAAACUUUCGCAAAUUUGUGUUCUUUUUCUUAUCAGGUCUUUUAAUGGCCAUAGUGAAUUUUGGUAACUUUUUUCUCAAUUCCUAUAAAUUUCAUCAAUUUUGGAUUGUAUCCCGAUCAAAUUAGUUAAUUUUCUUAAUUUAUCCCAGCAAUUCAGAUCAAUUUUGCAGUUCAAUUUACUUAUCGCCUACGAUGUGUUCGACGAAAUGAGUAGCAGGGAUUCGGCUUACUAUUUCCGUUUCCUGUUUGUGUGGAUAGGCGUCGCAUAUCAUGGCGGCAUUGGCUCCAGGGAUACUGCAUAAACUCCUUUGCGCCAUGAAAUCGGGGAACCCCAAACCGAUCGGCGAGCACCGGACCGCACUCCUACAAGUCACCGACAUUGUCCCUGCCGACUUAGACGAAAAGGACCUGUGGCCGAAGCACGGUUUCUAUGUAAAAGUCUCCGACUCUUCUCACUCCAUCUACGUGAGCUUACCCGUCGACCAAGACGAUCUCGUUCUGAGCAACAAGAUGCAGCUUGGCCAAUUCAUCAACGUCGACCGCCUCGAGCCCGGCUCGCCGGUCCCGGUCAUUGUCGGCGCGAAGCCGCUUCCCGGUCGGCACCCAUUAGUGGGCACCCCCGAGCCCAUCGUUCGAGCUAGGCCGGGUGUUCAGAGAAGAGGCUCCUGGGGCCCGGACCCAAACUCGAACUCGAAUUCGCACACGAUUGCUUCUUCGCCUAUGGCGGCGAAGGUGAAGCCCACUUCGUUGGAUUUCGAUGAGAGGACACCGGUGAAGGAUCGGCUGAGAUGCAGCCAGUUUUCGCCUGUUGUGAGCACGAAAUCGGUGAAGGAACCGAACUCGGCUUCGGUGAGGAAAAGUUGCGUUCUUUCAAAGUUCUCGAGAAGCAAGAGUAUGUUGGAGAGAGAUCCGAAGAUACCGAAGAGUCCAUUCCCUAUUGAGAAGAGUUCGAUUUGUUCUAUCACUUCGAUACCCAAAUUGCGAAGCGGUGUGAGAGUUGAAGAUUCCUCUUCUUCAUCCGACGAACAAGGAAGUUGUUCAUUUACUUCUAAUCCGUUACACUCGCUCUCGAUCAGUGCCAAUUCGAAGCAAAGUUCGGCCGAGCGCAUGCCGUUGCCGAGAAAGCUCGACACUCUCGGAAAAGAGGCUAUGCAACAAAGAGAGGCAGCUCAAAAAGUAGCUCUUCAAGCUCUUCGCGAUGCGUCGGCCACCGAAACUGUGGUUCGAGCUCUCAAGAUGUUCUCGGAGUUGAGCAAAGCUGCGAGAGCCGAUUCUCCCGCCGCUUGCUUCGACCAAUUCCUGGCCUUCCAUCAAGAGAUCGUUCAAGCGGCGACCGACAUGGAGGCAAUCCAAGCCGCCACUUCGAUCGCUGCGACAAUCGAAGCGGAUAAAUCGGACGAAAUCGAUGACUCAUCAGUUCUACAAGAAAUAGUCCAAAAUGGCAGAACGGCAUCCAAGAGAAGAGCUGUUUCAGCUCUGUCCAAAUCAGUGGCUUUCGCGGCCGAAACAACUGAUGCGAAAGCAGAAGCUGGCGGAAAGAAGAAGGCUUCUGCAGAUGCAAGAUGUGAUGACAAGAAACUUCAAGCGUCGACUUUAGUCGGUUCGAUAAGACUGGCGAAGCAGAUACGGAAUGAAGCUGGGAACUGGUUCAUGGAGUUCCUGGAAGCCGCGUUGGAUUGCGGCGUGAGGAAGCCGAAAGCAUCGUCGGAUGGCCGGAAAUCGUCGGGCUUCUGCCCGCAGUCGCUGAUACUGAGAGUGAUCAACUGGUUGGAGAUGGAGCAGUGCGACGAAAGCAAGAGGCGGGCGCAUCCGAGAGCGGCGCAGAUCGCGCGAAAGCUCAGGAUAAAAGCCAAGAACCCAUGAAAAAACUCAAAGAUUGAUCCAAAAGAGUGAGAUUGAAUGUUAAAGUUUUUUUAAGUUCUUAUGUUUCUUUUGGUGGGAGAGGGGUAUUUUCUAUUAGUUUGAUUUACUAGUGAUUGUUGUGUAUUAGUUGUACUUCAAAAGGAACUACUAUACAUUCUUUUUGAUGAUUGUUGUUGUAAAAAGAAAAUGUAUUGAUUCAUAGCUUUUGAA